Durio zibethinus is the source of this 618-nucleotide messenger RNA. Lineage: Eukaryota; Viridiplantae; Streptophyta; Magnoliopsida; Malvales; Malvaceae. The record is from RefSeq and is a predicted model, not a curated record.
AUGGAGGAUCAAAGGGGACUUAGAGAUAAUGUUGAAUGCACCAUACCUAAAGAUGAUGGUAUUUCGGCAUCUUUUGUUGGGUUCAGGGUUCAGCAUGACAAUGCAAGAGACCCCAUGAAAGGAGGAAUCAGAAAUCACCCAGAGGUUGUUUACAUUCUGCUGUUUGGAAUCUUCCGAAAUAUGGAUUAUGAUGAAGUGAAUGCUUUAGCACAACUAACGACAUGGAAGACUGCAGUUGCCAAUAUCCCAUAUUGUGGAGCUAAAGGUGGGAUAGGAUGUGAUCCAGGAAAGUUAAGCAUAUCUGAGCUAGAACGGCUUACUCGAGUUUUUACCCAAAAGGUACAUGACCUGAUUGGAACUCACACAGAUGUUCCAGCGCCUGACAUGGGAACAGGUCCACAGACAAUGGCAUGGAUACUAGAUGAGUACUCCAAAUUCCAUGGCUAUUUACCUGUUGAUCUCGGAGGAUCACUUGGCAGAGAUGCCGCUACUGGCAGAGGAGUGCUCUUUGCCACAGAGGCCUUUCUUAAUGAGCAUGGAAAGACCAUCUCUGGACAAAAAUUUGUAAUACAGGUGUACCUCGAUGGCAAGAUUUUGAUACAAAUACGGUUAAUAUAA